Molecule: messenger RNA, 3147 nt
Organism: Choloepus didactylus (southern two-toed sloth)
Lineage: Eukaryota; Metazoa; Chordata; Mammalia; Pilosa; Megalonychidae
Gene: STAC
Product: SH3 and cysteine rich domain
Exons: 11
Coding region: 241-1455 (404 amino acids)
Biological process (GO): skeletal muscle contraction; positive regulation of protein localization to plasma membrane; positive regulation of voltage-gated calcium channel activity
Cellular component (GO): extrinsic component of cytoplasmic side of plasma membrane
Molecular function (GO): transmembrane transporter binding
Source: RefSeq, a predicted model, not a curated record
GGUGGCCGCGGGCGCGGCGGGGCGGGGCGCGCUCUCCCCCCGCCCGCGGAAGUGCCUGGGAGGUGGGCAGGGCCGGGGCGGGGGCGAGGCCGGAGGAGGGCACGUCGGCGCCUCAGCGAGGAUGGCAGUCCCCGGGACCCGGAGCUGAGCGACCCACAGCGCGCGGUGGAGAGGGCGCGGCGAAGGAAGGCGAGGCUCGCUGUUCCUUCGCGAGCCCAACACCGUUCCCGCGCAGCUACGAUGAUCCCUCCGAGCUGCGCCGGCGAGGACGGCGUGGACGGGCUGCCCAAGAAGACGGCGAACGCCGAGCAGCCGCCCUCUCCUGCAUCCUCCAGCGGCCAGGAAUCCAAGCUCCAGAAACUAAAACGAUCACUUUCUUUCAAGACCAAGAGUUUACGGAGCAAAAGCGCUGACAACUUCUUCCAGCGAACCAACAGCGACGUGAAGCUGCAAGCAGACAUGCUGGCUGAGGUCAGCCCCGGCUCCAGCCCGCUCCCUGCUCCCGGAAGCCUGGCGUCCACACCUACCAGGGCUGGCCCGCACCCAAGCAGCAGCAGUGGCAAGGUCCAUGCCUUUCAGGAAUACAUCUUCAAGAAGCCCACUUUCUGUGAUGUCUGCAACCACAUGAUUGUGGGGACCAACGCUAAGCAUGGACUGCGCUGCAAGGCCUGUAAGAUGAGCAUCCACCACAAGUGCAUGGAUGGCCUAGCACCCCAGCGGUGCAUGGGCAAGCUGCCAAAGGGUUUUCGACGUUACUACAGCUCCCCCUUGCUCAUUCAGGAACAAUUUGGAUGCAUUAAAGAAGUUAUGCCCAUUGCCUGUGGCAAUAAGGUGGACCCAGUCUAUGAGACCCUCCGCUUCGGCACUUCCCUAGCCCAGAGAACGAAGAAGAGCAGCUCUGGCAGUGGCUCUGAUUCUCCUCACAGAACCUCUACUUCAGAUCUUGUGGAGGUUCCCGAAGAAGCUGACGGGCCAGAAGACGGGUAUGACCUGCGGAAACGCAGCAACAGUGUGUUUACGUAUCCAGAAAAUGGCACUGACGAUUUCAGAAAUCAGGCAAAGAACAUAAACCACCAGGGACCUCUUUCCAAAGACCUAUUACAAAUGAACACCUAUGUUGCCUUGUACAGAUUUGUACCACAGGAGAAUGAAGAUUUGGAAAUGAGGCCAGGAGACAUGAUUACUCUUCUAGAGGACUCCAAUGAAGACUGGUGGAAAGGGAAAAUUCAAGACAGGAUUGGAUUCUUUCCAGCCAACUUUGUUCAGAGAGUCCAACAAGAUGAGAAGAUCUUCAGAUGUGUUAGAACCUUCAUUGGGUGUAAGGAACAGGGACAGAUAACACUGAAAGAGAAUCAGAUCUGUGUGACUUCUGAAGAAGAACAAGAUGGCUUUAUCAGGGUCCUCAGUGGAAAGAAGAGAGGCCUCGUCCCCCUCGAUGUCCUAGAAAACAUCUGAGCACCGGCCCCUCCUCCUUGGGCAGGAGGCAAGCUCUGCUGGCGCACCGUCCGCCUCAUCUCACACUGUGUCAACCCAGAGGAUGUGUCGCACUGACCCGGCCACCCAGCAAACACUGAGACGAGACUCGAGGAACCAAGACUGUGGAGUAACAGCCACAAAACAGACACAUAUCCAGGCUGCGCAGGGCGGGGGCGAGGCUGAGGAGAGUCUGCCGGAAGCACCGAGGUCCACUUCUGGCAGCUGCAGCAGGGCUGUAUACCACAGCUGUCCCCCGGGACUGAACUCCCUCCCUGUCCAUGUGGUAUAAGGUAACCCGCUGAGGUGGGCUCCAGUUUGCAGAGCGGCCCCCACGCAAGGUUCAGAUACAUGCAGCCAAGUGUCAUUCUGGCUCCAGGCCUUUGUCCCCAGUAUAGCCGGCACAUUUCAGACCCUGAGCAGUCUCUCUGCACAGCAUCAGGAAGGCCCACUUCCUAGCCCCUGCCCCCCAAUUCCAGUGCUCUCCAGGACCCCCUUACUUUGCAAUUGUGCUGUUCAGAGUAGCAGAUACUUUCUUUCUCUCCUGUCCUCCAAGUGAGUCCUGGGAGUGUGCAGUAGCCAUGAGGGCUAAGUUGACAUGGCACCAACUGUGAAGAUGCAAAGACUGCUGACAGGUGGUCCUUCCUGCUGCUCUAUUUACCGAUCAGGGAGGCAACAGAGCAAGAAACAAGGUGUAGAUAUACAGGGGGAGGAGCAAGUGGGGAUAAAAGCCCUUAUUUAUUGAAUAUUAUACAGCCCUUUCAGUUAUGUUCUUUCAGUCAACACACAAAGGCCAUGAAGUCUGGUUUCCCCAAGGAGAUAAAGCUAGGGAAGAAAAUGUGGCAAAAGUCUCACUGAUAAGUUCCAUUUUCAUUUCACAUCCUCUAUAUUGGAGUUUCCCGCAUUAUAUCCUCCAGAACUUUCCCCACCUUGCAGGGAACCAGGAAUACAUUGGGGAACUAACAAUAGCACCUUAGAAGAAAUGUAGCCAACUUGGAAUCCAUCCUUCUUUAGGACAGCAUAUUAUACCCUAGCAGAUGUAAAAUGGAAAAGAAUCCUUAAUGCUUCAUCCCUCUGAAGGCAGAGGAGUUGGGACCUAUUUAGCAUCAACUAGGGGAAUCUCUAUUAUUCCGUACUUGUAUAAUGUUUACAAGAAUGCAAUAUACUGUGAUGCCUUCCUCAUCAAGUCUCCUUCUAGUACUCAAACUUGCAUUCUAUUUGUCAUUAAUAUGGUUAAACUUCAACUCACAAUGACCUUGGAAUCAAUGUCAGUUUGAUAUAUUUUGUUACAGAGCAAUAAAAUCAUUAGAGCAAUUGGUUUUUUAAGGAUUUACGUGGAUACAUUCUUUGCAUGUAAGCAUUAUUUCCCAAAUUAAAGCAUCAUUAGUCUCCAUUUUCUUUGUUAAUGCUCAGUGUGAAUUUGGGAGCUGAGAUGGGAUGGCUUUUGAUUUGACAGUAGUCUGGAUGCCUUACUCUCAUUUUAAAGCCAGCAUCCAGAAUUUCCUCCCUUUUUGUGAUACGACAUGUAAAACCAGAUGUAGAGGGUCUAAAUGGAUUCUUUGAGAGCCAGGGUGGAUAAUAUGACUGCCUUUCUGUAAAAUUAAAUGCCAGAGUACAAACACUCUUGGCCUUGGCUCUAAUUCCAUUUAAUAAAGACAACACAGUGGCUUUGAA